AUGACAGUGAGGAAGAGAACAUGGCAAUCUUUCAUUCCAAACUGUUUGAAGGGUGAGAUCAAUCCAUCUCCCAAGCCAAAGAAAGUGGUUGGUAAACAAACUUCAUUUCAAAGGCUUUCUUUAUCGGAUUUGAGUUCUUCGGCUCUUUCGGAGGACCUCUCAAUUUCCCUAGCUGGAUCAAACCUUCAUGUUUUUACGCUUCAAGAGUUGAAGGUGAUCACACAGAGUUUCUCAGCGACUAACUUUCUCGGCGAAGGCGGGUUCGGACCCGUUCACAAGGGCUUCAUUGAUGACAAACUUAGACCUGGUUUGAAGGCUCAGCCUGUUGCCGUUAAGCUCUUGGAUCUCGACGGCUCGCAAGGCCACCGGGAGUGGCUGACAGAAGUAAUAUUUCUUGGGCAAUUGAGGCAUCCACAUUUGGUGAAGCUGAUAGGGUACUGUUGCGAAGAUGAACACAGGCUCUUGGUGUACGAAUACAUGCCUCGAGGAAGCUUAGAGAAUCAACUUUUCAGAAGAUAUUCAAUGUCACUUCCAUGGUCAGUGAGGAUGAAAAUUGCUCUUGGAGCUGCAAAAGGCCUUGCCUUCCUCCACGAAGCAGAAAAACCUGUUAUAUAUCGAGAUUUCAAAGCUUCAAACAUCUUGCUAGACUCUGAUUACACUGCAAAACUCUCUGAUUUCGGGCUUGCAAAAGAUGGUCCAGAAGGAGAUGACACACACGUUUCCACCAGAGUUAUGGGCACUCAUGGCUAUGCUGCCCCUGAAUACAUCAUGACUGGUCACUUGACCGCAGCAAGUGAUGUGUAUAGCUUUGGAGUAUUGCUCUUGGAACUUCUAACAGGGCGAAGAUCGGUGGAUAAGAGCCGUCCUCAUAGAGAACAGAACCUAGCAGAGUGGGCAAGGCCAAUACUAAAGGAUCAACGAAAACUCGGUCGGUUAAUGGACCCAAGGCUUGAAGGACAGUACUCUGAACUGGGAGCUCAGAAGGCAGCUGCAUUGGCUUAUCAGUGCCUAAGCCACAGGGCAAAGCUUAGACCAACCAUGAGCACUGUAGUAAAAACAUUGGGGCCUUUAAAGGACUUCAAUGGCAUCCCAGUUGCACCAUUUGUUUAUACAGUUUUAAGCAACCGUGAUUUGCAUAAAGAAAAUCCGAAGGAAGUUGAAGCUCAGAAGGAAUUGAAGAAGCAGAGCGGCCACCGCCACAAAAACCACCAACUCCACCAUGGCCAUAGGCAUCAGGACAGAUUGACAAAAUCUACGACAAUUUACUCAGAAACAGCACUACGCCAAAGUCUCAAAAAUAAAAUCAACCCACCUAUGCACCAUUGA
Ilex paraguariensis (yerba mate) is the source of this 1326-nucleotide messenger RNA. NCBI's taxonomy places the organism in Eukaryota, Viridiplantae, Streptophyta, Magnoliopsida, Aquifoliales, Aquifoliaceae. The record is from the annotation of a GenBank genome assembly.